Molecule: messenger RNA, 2395 nt
Organism: Sphaerodactylus townsendi
Lineage: Eukaryota; Metazoa; Chordata; Lepidosauria; Squamata; Sphaerodactylidae
Product: ras-related protein Rab-1B-like
Exons: 6
Coding region: 139-765 (208 amino acids)
Molecular function (GO): GTP binding; GTPase activity
Source: RefSeq, a predicted model, not a curated record
UCGCACCUGGGGGGGCGGGGAGAAGAGAGGGGAGGAGGGAGCCGCCGCCAUCUUGUGUGAGGGAGCGACCUGACCAGCCAGGGAGGAAGGAGGAGGGAAGCAGCUCGCCAGCCGCCGACCUACCGUGGAGGAGCCGCCAUGAACCCUGAGUAUGACUACCUGUUCAAGCUGCUAUUGAUUGGCGACUCCGGUGUGGGGAAAUCCUGCCUCUUGCUACGGUUUGCUGAUGACACCUACACAGAAAGCUACAUCAGCACCAUCGGGGUGGACUUCAAAAUCCGCACGAUCGAACUGGACGGCAAAACCAUCAAGCUGCAAAUUUGGGAUACAGCCGGACAGGAACGGUUCCGCACCAUCACCUCCAGCUACUACAGAGGAGCUCACGGCAUCAUCGUGGUGUACGACGUAACAGAUCAGGAAUCCUACAAUAACGUGAAGCAGUGGCUGCAGGAGAUCGAGCGCUACGCCAGCGAGAACGUCAACAAGCUCCUCGUGGGCAACAAGUGCGAUUUGACCACGAAGAAGGUGGUGGACUACACGACUGCCAAGGAAUUCAUGGCUCCCAGGGAUUCCCUUCCCUGGAGACCAAGCCUCGAAGAACGCCACCAACGUGGAGCAGUCGUUCAUGACCAUGGCGGCCGAGAUCAAGAAGCGCAUGGGCCCCGGGGCGACGGCCGGAGGGGACAGACCCAACCUGAAAAUCGACAGCACUCCGGUCAAACAGGGCGGCGGCGGCUGCUGCUGAGGAGGAGGAGGGACAUAUGAUUGUAGGGGUGCGGGGGUCAGGGGCUCGGGGCAGGCUGGCGAGAGGGAGCCCGCCCUUUCCCGACUCCUGUCCGGCCCCCUCCCCUGCUUUUUUUUUUCUUCUCCGAAGGUGGCUUUCCCGGAUGAUACCUCGGCGGAGGGGGACGGGGCCUCCCUCCCCUUCCAGCUCAGCUGCCCCGAGCGCCGUUGAGCAUCCUCAGCCUGUUCUCUGGGUUUUGUUUUUCGUCAUUUAACUUUGGGGGUAGGGUGGGGGGCAUGGGCUCUGUACAGUACGAAAGCUUCCCCGCACGGGUUGGGUUGUGGGGGGGUGGGUGUGUGAGACGGUUUUGUGCGCACGUGGCCGUACCCUGCAGUUGGGAAGGCCCAGGCGACGGCGGGUUCUUUUGCCUUCAUUUGCACCCUUUCUGUCCUCCUCGUCUCUCUCCCGCCUCGUGCCCCGGUCCUCCUCCUGUCCAGAUGGUUUCUGAUCCGGGGCAGGGCUUCCAUCGGUUUCCCUUCAGUCUCCCUUUGUCUGUUGCCCUGCAGGCCUUCUUGGCUGUGCCGUGGACAGGCCAGGACUGCCGUCUGCUUCCCUUCUCCUCCCCCCCCUCCCCCGAUUGGCAUCGGAUGGGUGGUGAACCAAUGGUGGGCGAAGGCUAGAGGUGCAUUUGCGUGUUUGCCUCUCUCUAGUCUGGGGCAGGCACUGCGGCUCCGCCUGGUCACAUCUCCGCCCCGUUCCCUGCCCCUGCAUGUCGUCUCUGCGUCCCUCCUUGCCUGUGAAAGGGGAUCAGGCAUCUUCCCUCUUGACGCCUCCUUUCACCCUUUUCUUCUAGGUCUGCUUGCUCAUUCCUAGUCUUGCAUCUCCGCAGAUCCCCCCUUCCCCCUCCCCACCCUUUGCAUCAAGGUUGGACUUCAUGCUUGUCUCUAGUGGGGGGGAACGGGGGUACCACGGCCCCUCAUCAGCACAGAUUCCCGCCCCGGAUUUGGGCUUGGCAGGCGGCCUGUAUCACCAGAACACAAGUCAGAACGGGGGGGAUAUGGAAGGGUGGGUAGCUAGAGGCGGCAUUCUCCCAGUACCUGCAUUCCAGAGUUGAUGAAUGUAUGUUGGACAGCUGGGUGACCUCUGCCCCUUCUCCACACUUCAUAAACCCUGCCCACCCACCCCCCGUGAUCCCUGGCCCUAAAGCCUGCACUGCUUAUAACAUGGCCCCCUCUUCCACCGCUUGCACUUUUUUUUGUCCCUCGCAAGGCAUGCUUGGGGCCCACAGGCGAGCCUUCCCUCCCGACCGGUAAAUCGAGGCCCGUCCGUCCCCUGGUGCUGGGCCCUGGCUCCCGAGAAUGCUGUACUGUCGAUUUCUUUUUUUCUUUGGUAGCACCAGGAAGCUGUGUUCCUCCCUCCCCCUCCCCUUCAGCCACCUGCCCCGCCACUGCCCCGCCCCGCCCUUGAAUCUCUUCACCUCCCCACCCCCCACCCCUUAUUUAAAGAACAUCAGGUCCCCCGCUGGGCCAGGCAGUGGGUGGAAGGUUUGCUUGUCAGCUUUUUCUUUUUUUCACAAGUGAAAUUAAAAAAAUAUAAAUGAGAGGGAAAAAAAAUAAGUAAAAAAAAAUAAAAUAAAACGUGACCAGCCUCUGCAAAUGAGGGAUUUUCAGG